This is a messenger RNA of Manduca sexta (tobacco hornworm), 2400 nucleotides long. Its product is annotated as formylglycine-generating enzyme. Bases 221 to 1024 code for a protein of 267 amino acids. The transcript is spliced from 5 exons. Gene Ontology annotation, cellular component: endoplasmic reticulum. The record is from RefSeq and is a predicted model, not a curated record. NCBI's taxonomy places the organism in Eukaryota, Metazoa, Arthropoda, Insecta, Lepidoptera, Sphingidae.
CUGGCUUCAAACUGACGUUUGAGUUUUGACAGAUAAGUUUAUUUGGUUUAAAAUUUGGAAUAUAAACAUAGUAGAUAAUAAAGAAAGUGGCUGCGGUUGUAAUAUAGAUCGUGAACAAAGUGAAAACUUAGGAAAUGGAGAUAUAUUUAAAUCUCUUGAAAAAACCGACCAGUGUUCAAUAGAAUUUAAAAACAAUGAAUUGGAAAAUGAAGUUGAAGAUAUGGUCCUCAUUCCAGCAGGAGAAUAUCAAGUGGGGACUGACGAAAUUAUAAUAGAAAGUGACAAAGAAGGGCCGAAACGUUUAGUGGAAUUGAACGGUUUUUAUUUAGAUAGAUAUGAGGUUUCUAUCAGAGAUUUUAAUAAGUUCGUUACAAUUACGAAGUAUAUCACGGAAGCAGAGAAAUUUGGUGAUAGUUUUGUGUUUACUUUAUUUUUAAACAACACAUUUAAAGAGCAGUUAAAAGAUUUUCGUGUUAUACAAGCAACGUGGUGGUAUAAAGUUACAGGAGCUAACUGGAAAAGUCCACAUGGUCCGGAUUCAAACAUCAAAGAUGUAAUGGAUCACCCAGUAACACAUGUCUCAUGGAAUGAUGCGAAGGCUUAUUGCAAAUGGCGAGGGGCAAGGCUGCCUACUGAGGCAGAGUGGGAAGCAGCUUGCAGAGGUGGACAUGAGGACAGGAACUAUCCUUGGGGUGAUAAACUAUUUCCAGGACGGAAACACAUGGCUAACAUCUGGCAAGGGACAUUUCCACAUUACAACUCAGCUAAAGAUGAGUAUAUCGGCACAAAUCCAGUUCAUUUAUUUCCUCAAAAUGAAUUAGGACUCCAUAAUAUGGCUGGAAACGUUUGGGAGUGGACUGAAGAUAACUGGCUUGAUAACAAUUCCAAAGAAAAAGUAAAGAAGGGUGGUUCUUACUUGUGCCACCACUCGUAUUGCUAUCGCUACAGGUGUGCGGCGCGUUCACAUAAUACUGAAGACAGUUCAGCAGGAAAUUUAGGAUUUCGAUGUGCUAAGUCUGUAUAAAAUGUAGAUAUUUUUUUAUAUUAUACACUUAGUUUCAAAAGCAGUACUUAAAGUAUAGUGUAUGUGUAAGUAAAAAUAUUAUGAUAAACAGGACUUGUGUUUCUAAAACUUACUUAAUAUAUUGUGUUCCUAUCAUAUUGUAAUAUGUUGGCCUCUUAGAGGAAAAUUUUAUUUGUACAGGCCUAAUACAAUUUAUAAUUAUCAUUACAGUAUAGUGCUUAAGAAAAUAAUAAAUUAAUCAUUUCAUCAGGUAAUUUGAAUGAAAAAAAUAUUUCUUUCUAUAUUUCUUUAUUUCUUUCUUAACUAGUAAGCACCAAGUACCAUGACAGAAAUUAUACUAUAUCAAUUAGAUAAUAUUUAUAACUUAUUGUGAAAUACUUUUAUGAUAGAUAAUUUAGUAGGGUAUGGUUCAAUGAUAUCUUUUGACAUACACAUAACUUUAGAUAAAUACUCAUAAUUAUGUUUGUUGAUAAUAUUCCAUAUCUAUAUAUUUGUCUCUCUAUGAGAACUCUAGUGCUUGUGUUAGAAUAAAUGGAGCCUACACUAACUGGUUUCGCAUUAAUAAGGGUGUGAGACAGGGAUGUGUAGCGUCUCCAUGGCUGUUCAACCUAUUCAUGGAUAGCUGUCUAAAGGAUAUGAAAGAGAGUGAGUAUGGGCUGAGGAUGAAUGAGUUGUCACUCAAUUGUUUGCUCUACGCUGAUGAUCAAGUAAUUCUUGCUUCAUCGGCGGAAGAGUUACAAAAGUAUGCCAGGACCGUGCAAAGUGGCAAUCUAUAGUCUCUGCCUACCCCUAUGGGAUAAAGGCGUGAUACUAUGUAUGUAUGUAUAUAUUUGUUUAAAUCAAGAUUUUCAAAAUCACUGCCAUUUUUGUUUGCCAAUGGAGUGACGUUGCAUGAGGACUGUGUCCCUUUUUACGAAAAUUACGCGAACGGAAGAGUAUGAAAUUUGGCAUGGUUAAAUUUAAUAUGUUACUAGUGGAAAAAGCUAAUAUUUUUUAUAUUACAUGCUUCCAUGCGUUUGACACACAUGUGCCUACUACAUACACACUUUCGGUUACCUAUAAAGUGUGCGGUAAAAGUUUACAUCGAGAAGAAAUUAAUAUUAUGAUAUAUGAGUCUUACUGAAUUUUAAAUAACACUAUUUUAUGGAUUUUACCGCGUUUUUCUUAUUAUAAUUUUCUCCCGACGUUUCGAAGACUGCAGUCUUUGUGGUCACAGGGCGGACUGAGGUGUUGGUCAUCCGAAAAGUCAAUGUAACAAUAUCUACCUACAUUUUAUAAUUGUGUGUUUAUAACUUUAUGCAGGAUUUGUGAUAAUUUUAACUCAUUGUAGUUUUGUAAUUUAAGUACAAAUAAUUAACAAAAAUUCGGUCUGCACA